Messenger RNA from Pseudoliparis swirei, 727 nucleotides. RefSeq names its product transcription factor 7-like 2. Gene Ontology annotation, cellular component: catenin-TCF7L2 complex; beta-catenin-TCF complex. The record is from RefSeq and is a predicted model, not a curated record. Lineage: Eukaryota; Metazoa; Chordata; Actinopteri; Perciformes; Liparidae. The transcript has 7 exons. The coding region runs from base 89 to 727 and encodes 212 amino acids. Gene Ontology annotation, molecular function: RNA polymerase II cis-regulatory region sequence-specific DNA binding; DNA-binding transcription factor activity, RNA polymerase II-specific. Gene Ontology annotation, biological process: regulation of transcription by RNA polymerase II; canonical Wnt signaling pathway.
UUUGUAUAAUCAAUGAAUUGAAUUGCAGAGUUUAUCAACUCGGGACUACAAUGAUGACCUGGACGACCUUUUGGAGAUCUUUCAUGGUAUGAUCGGUGAUCUAUCACCACCUACAUCUCCACCACCACCUUCACCUCCGUCGCAUCCAGGGUCCGUCCAAUCAGUCGACCUCGAACCCCUGACCGUCGUGCAGUCGGGUCCACUGUACAACCAGGCAGCGCUCGGUAGCCAGGGACAGCAUAACAGUUAUCUGACAGCACAGCAGAUCCAGACCCUGCCCUUUUGGGGAUACCUGCCAGAUGGACAGACGGUGCACAUGCUUCAUGCACCGACCGCCUCACUGACUGCACCGACCUCCAUGACGACAAAAAAGAGGAAGCGUGUGGAGCUGCACGACGCUGGGCCCUAUGUGAAGAAGCCACCCAACGCCUUCAUGUUGUUUAUGAGAGAGCAGAGGCCCAAUUACGCGGGCCAAAUGAAGACUAGCGGGAGUGCCGGCAUCAACCGAAUUCUCGGACAGAAGUGGAAGUCUCUGUCCAACGAGGAGCAGGCUAAAUAUUACAAACAGGCGGAUGGUGAGAAGCGCCUCCACGCUCAGCGCCACCCUGGCUGGACCUCCUGCAACAAUUACGGAGUAAAGCGAAAGAGAGACCGGAGCACGGCCGGCAAACUGUCCGCCAAACUGGCCAAAGUUUGUACUGCAGCUUCUGCAUCGGGAGAGAAGUAG